AUGAAUCUCAACACAGCGACUUUAACCGACCUGCAGCAACUACCAGGUGUCGGCUACAUUACAGCACAGCGUAUUGUUGAAUCGCGCCCUUUCUUUUCGAUCACAGACCUUUUGAGAGUGAAAGGUAUUGGGUCUGCUAAAUUCGCCGCUAUCACAGCGAAAUACCAGAUUUACGUGGAUGAAAAAUCUUUAGAUGUGGAUACUAAUGUUAAAUGCAAUUUAGCGCUUUCUGAGAUUGAUUUGAAUACAGCGAGUGAGAGACAACUGCAGCAACUCAGUGGAGUAGGACCAGCAUUGGCUCAACGAAUUAUUAAUGCGAGGCCUCUUUAUCGAAAAGAAGAUCUUUUGGCUGUGAAUGGUAUCAAUACAAAGUCCUACAUGAAGAUACAAGUGAUGGCUUAUGUCGAAAAGACCUCUGGAAAUGCUAAAUCGGGAAACGUCAAGGAUGUUGAUGUAGACAAAGUGGAUACUGAUAGGAACUUUCACGAUAGCAAAGAGAUCGAACGUGAUGUUCGCGGAUCUCUCGCUUUCAUGUCAAACAGCUAUGGUGAUGACAACCGCCCAUUUCUUGUGGCCAGUUGGAAUAUUCGGAAUAUCUCACGACGAAAAAACGUUUAUUUGCUAGAACGUAUUGCCAAGGUGUUGGAUGAAUUUGACCUUGUUGCGCUGCAGGAAGUGAGAGAUCUGCUUGUCUUAAAGAGGCUUAAGACGAUGAUGCCCGGCUGGGACUAUGAGGUUUCCGAAGCGGUAGGGAGCAUGAUGUCGGAUGCAAAGAAAAGGCUCGAACGCUACGCCUUUUUUUAUCGGCGUUGCGCUGUUGAGCUCGUUGAAAAAUGUUCGCUUAUUGAAGAUAGCAGCAAAAUGCUCAUUAGGUCACCGUGCGUUGCUUCUUUUCAAUCGACAAAAAUGCUCGGAUCGUCAAAGCUGAUUUUUACGCUCAUGAAUGUGCACGUUUCUUUCGGCAACAAACAAAAACGUCUUGCUGAAAUUGUAGAAAUUAAUCGGUUGGUGGAUGAGAUGAGUACAUCAGCGCCAAAGAAGCGGAUUGUCGUAUUAGGGGACUUCAAUCUGUCACAACAAGAUUUGUUGAACAGUUCAAGCCUUUAUAGACUGGCGCUUAUUCGAUCCCCUCUUUCGACUACAGUUUACAACAAACUCUACGACAACAUAUUAAUCGAUAGAUCCGAUUUCCGUAAUUGCAAGGAAGGUGAGUACGACUUUAUUGUAGACAGCGGAGUACUCCGCAUAGAUUGGAGAUAUUAUCCACUUUCAAAGAGUUGUCUUUCAGCCGCGCAUACUUUAUCAAAUUCGGCGAUGCCUCCGCGACUUCAAACGUAUAUGUCUCGCGUACAAUGCUGUUACGAGCUUUCAGAUCAUUGUCCCGUGUGGGUUGCUUUCACAGUCGUGAGCAAACAAAAGAAUCGCGUCAUUGGUGAAGCUACAUGCAAGAGCUCGAGUGAAUGUAUUGGUACCUAA
Messenger RNA from Plasmopara halstedii, 1476 nucleotides. Its product is annotated as Transcription accessory protein TEX, contains S1 domain. The record is from RefSeq and is a predicted model, not a curated record. NCBI's taxonomy places the organism in Eukaryota, Oomycota, Peronosporomycetes, Peronosporales, Peronosporaceae. Gene Ontology annotation, biological process: protein secretion by the type II secretion system; DNA repair. Bases 1 to 1476 code for a protein of 491 amino acids. Gene Ontology annotation, molecular function: DNA binding; catalytic activity. The transcript has a single exon. Gene Ontology annotation, cellular component: type II protein secretion system complex.